AUGUCAGAGAGUGUGGUGAGGAAAAUUCAACCUUUCACGAUCGGGACCAGGCUGUCUGUCCCCACCGCACCCAAAUGCCCCGAGCUGAUGGCCGCCUUCUUACCAAGCCAGGUGCUGGACACCUGUAAGGCAGGGACCAGCACCAACCAGGUGUCCUCUGGCACUGACUGUCCUCAGGUGCACGUCGCCCAGGUGGCUGAGGCGGAGAGCGUGCAGGAGGAGGUGCCCCUGGAUGAUGGUCUCAGCAGUGGAGCGCUACCACAAAGCAGUGCAUCGCGGGCCAUCAAGAAGAUACACAUCUCUGGCAGCACUAAACCCACUGGGGAUGUGGAUGUCCAGUCCAAGCACUGUCGUACAGCUGAGACCUCCGGCUCUGAGGACAGCUACGAGGGAGUCUGCAGCCUCCUACCCAAGAUCACAGAGGCCAGCUGUGAGAAUAGAUCUGAUUCCCCCCUUAAGGGUCUCCUUAGGAAGAAUGCCGACUCAGAGCCAGGGAAGAGUCAGAGUUCACCUGCUAGUGGAUUACGAUGUCUUGGCGAUAGAAUAACAUCCACCGAUCAGGGACUUUUGCUGAGAAGUCAAUCUCCCACCAGAGAGCUCCAGAACAGGAAUGACCCUGUCUGCAGUAAUACAGGAGUGGGCGUUAUGCAGAAUGAUUGUUCCAUCACUCAGCGUAACACCUUCUUCAACAGAGAGGUCCUCCAGGCAGAGCAGUGGAUUGAUGGGAAGCUGCAAGAUUUGAAAGAUGGUUAUAACACCUGCUGGGCCUCACUUCAGGACUGGGAAGAGGCAUCCCAGACCCUGCAGAGAGAUCUCAAGGACUUUGAGAAUACACUCAUACAACUCAAUCAGAUGGGGGAGCAGCUUGUGUGUGAGCAGAACCCCAACGCCGACCUGGUGAAGAAGCAGCUCGGUCAGCUCCGAGAUCACUGGCACGCCCUGAAGCAGGUGGCCACCAAGCAGGCCGAGCCAUUUGCGGGAGCCGGUAACCUACAUCAGGCCAACAGAAAAGUGAACAAGGUGGAGGUCUGGAUAAAGGAGAAGCAGGAAGAGCAGCAAAACCUGGCAGAGACCUGCAGGGAAAACACUGACAAAAUCCAGCUGACUAGAAGAAUCCUGGAUCUGGAACAGGAUGAAAAGAACGAUCUGGCACCGAAACUGGAGAAAUAUUGGAGAACUGAGAGCAAGAACAUCACUGGCAGCAGGAGAGAUGUCAGUGAGAUGUUCUUUGAGAUCCAGUCUCGUCUGAAAGAUUACCAUGAAAGUCUUCAGCUAGCCUUGGAGGUUUCCUCAUUUUACCAGCUAGCAGACAGCAUCAUUAAUGCCAUUACCAAUAAGAGCAAAAGCAUUUCUGUGACAAAUGACCAUGGAAGCAGUGGAGAUAAAGAAAUUAGAGACAUAGCCAGUCAAAUCACGAUGCUGGAUCUGUUUGUUUCCCGCUUGUCAAGCUUCCAUCCCACCCUGGCAGCCAGGCUGACCCACAAGCAGGGCGAGGUGAAGGGUAGCUGGACCCUCCUCCAGAGCCUCCUCAGCAGGAAGGAGGUUUCGGAUUCUCCCUCCAACACGCCUGCUCUAACCAGAGAAGAUGCUGGUCCGCUGAGCAUGUCCAGCGAGCCUCAGGCUGGCGUGGAGAACGAGGCCCUCAGGAUCUUGGGAAAGGAAGACAAAGAAGAACAGAACCGACUUAAAGGACAUGUGAGCGUAACAGACCUCGGGGGGGCUUGGAAGCCAGCAGAUGACCAGGGUGCGGGGCGGUUUUCAGAAAGCUCCGCCACAUCCACAGGAAAUUCGAACAGUAAUAUGGAUGAUGUCAUGGGAAGGAGCCAGAGAGAGCCGGAAAGGGAAAAACAGAUGACCAGUCCCAAGCUGUUCCUCCCAGAAGGCACAACAUCCACAGACAAGGAAGGGCAGCGUCAAAGACAAGAGCAGCACCCAGAAAGUACUAGGAUAGAAGGGUUCUUUGUUCAGUUGGAGCUGUUGUGGGAGGAGUUACAGAAGAACCGGGAAGGCCUGGUGGAAUACCAGGAUUUGGAGAAGCUCGACCAAAAGGUCAUCGAAGCUUUGAAAGACCUGAAUGACCUGGGUUGCUGCUUGCAGUCAGCGGACACUGCUUCAGUUCCCAGGGAUCCUGUGAGUGGAGCCAAACAGCAGAAACCCGUCCUUGAGGGGAAGAUGCCUUCGUGUGGCUCUGAGAUGAACCAGCCACCGAGUGAAGGACAUUUGUACACGCAGCAGCUGUGGACACGGUUGCUGACAGAGGAUGAGAAGUACCAAAGCACGCUGAGAACUCUAAAGCAGGAGAACCUUGAUCCAGAACAUUCAGACUGGCAGAUGGCCCUGGAGGAGAGCCGGGGUUUUCUGGAGAACGGUCAGGGCAAAGUUGAGCAGACCCUCCUCGUUUGGAUCAACCACAGCGUGUCCCAGUCCACCAUCCUCAGCAUGGACAUCUUGGAUGCAGAGAGGGACAUGUCCAUCGACCGGGAACCGGACUGUGCCCGGCUAGAGGUGCUGCAGGAGCAGCAGGACAAGCUGGAGACGGAUUAUGAGAGCAUCAGAGAGGAGUUGGUGAAAAUGGGGGUGCUGGCCGAGCGAUCCGAGGUCACGUGUCCUAGGAGUGACCAAGUCCUGGGGGAAGAGGUUAGGGCGACUCUGGAGGCCUGGGAGGAGCUGGACAGCAGCAUGGCGGAAAACCGGGGCCGUCUGCGGCAGCUGCGGCAGCUGCAGGAUUUCUUUUGCAAAUACCAAGCGAUGAUUUUGUGGCCCGAGUUCACACAGGGCUGUGUCUUCUCUGGGACUGUGGCGAGCUCUGGAGACGGGGGCUCGGAGCUGCAUAGGGAGCAGAAAUCCAGGCAGUUCCAGGACCUGGCUGCUGCAGGGCAGAAGCUCAUCGAUGAGGGACAUCAUCUAACAGAGAUGCAGAUCCAGGAACGGACGUGGGAGCUCCGGACCAUGCUAGAUUGGGUCCGAGGGCACUGGAGUCACAGGAAGCAGAACUCUGAACCCGGAGGCAAGGCAACAUCAGAGAAAAAGCCAAUUCAGUCAGAGCCCCACCCUGCAUCAGAGACGUCCAUCUCUUCACAUCCCCCCGGUGGCUGUCAUGUUCUUCUGGGAGCUGACAGCUGUGAUGAGGGGUUGAAUAAACCGUGUUCUGAGCCCGAGUCCAAAUCUGCACCCACCAACCAGGAGUCACCAAAUACAAGCCCUCUCCAGAGAGAGACUCCCAAGUCUCCUGUCUUUGUCCUGACUGAACCCACAGCUCCUUCUCUGGGUGGCACCGUGAACCUGGUCCUCAGCUUUGGGGAGUCAGGGGGAGGCCAACUGCAGGUGCACGACGUCCCAGAGGAAGCGGCUGCCUCCGAACCCAAACACAGGGUGAGUGCCUAUUUGCAUGUCAAGGAGAAGCAAGCCUCAGAUCUUCUGCUUGUGACUGGCCCUCCGACCCACAUCGUUAGCAAAGCCCAGGUAUCCAUCUGUCCUCCUGCCACCACCUGCUCCCAGGAAGUAAGCAUCACACCCUUCCAAGAUACAACUAGGUGUGUCUCCAGCUCCACCUUCAGCACGUUGAAGAGCAAGAGUGAGAAGAGGAAAAAGAGAUCCCACAGACACACCAUGCGGAGUAUGAUGGGAGUGGAUCCGGAAGACCUGGAUCUAGUUCACAGUUGCCCCAUCUAUAGCAGCCAUACCUGGCCACUUGAUACAAGGAAAAAGAAAAUACCAAAAGCUAGGCUUGCUAACACAGAUUGUUUGCCCUAUCUUAAAAACCCAGUCGCAAAGGACAUUGUUACAAAGCAUAAAGGGGAUUGUUUUGCUUCAAAUGGAAAAAUCCCCAGCGAGUGUGACAAGAAUCAAUACAAAUAUCUCCCUCUUGGCUCAACUUUGACCUUUGACCUUCCAAAGGACUUGGGCCACAUUCCCAGCAUUCCAGCUGUCAUCACCAUAGACCUGCCAGAGACAAAUGGCAAGAACGUCUUCAGUAGCAACGUGGGCCAGAAUUUGAAUACAGACAGGCACGAAGGAUUAAGCACUUUCGAAAUGACACACUCACCAUCAGAGCUCAAAAGAGAGGAAUCCAAAUCUGACAAAAUCACCGAACAAAAGCAAAUGCCCUGCAAAAAAGACUCGUGUGAAGGUCCCGAGUCACAAAAUUGUGAUUUGAACCUAGCUUCAUGUCUGCCCCCAUGUGAACCCCUACCUGAACAAGAACACACUACCGAGGACCAUCUCUGCUGCACUUCACAGAGUGACACAUCAGACAAACUCAGUCGUCUCUCUGGCUUUAAUAGUCCGUUUGAGGAAGUAAAGCAUAAUAAGCAUAGAUCGUUGCCCUUGGGACUCUCUAGUACAAAGCUAAACAAUAACAGUCAUAGCCCCCAUGUGCAAAAUCAGGAUAACCAGUGUAACAACAAAGCCCAUGAGCACACGUCAAACUUAUUCAAAGUCAAACACGUAUGUCCAAGUGUUCACACCAAAAUCCGGGACUUGAACGGACAUAUAUACCAUUCUCCUGCUAUGUGGCUAAGAGGUCAGGUGAGCUGCUCAGCUGCUAGCUUAACUGCUAGCUCACCUGCUUCAAUGUCGCUCAAGACGUCUACCACCAAGAAGGAGGAUUCAGCUGACUUUGGCCAACAUGUGAAGUUCACUGCUGGGAAAGUUGUAGGUGGUCCUGUUCCAAAGGCAACAGGAGAGGUGGUGGGGUCACUGGAGAAGGAAGUCACUACUGUUCGUAAAAAAGACAAUUGCAAUUCCUCUGAAUCGGGAAAUGGUGUUGUGCUGGGCGCCAUUCAUCCAGAUCAUGGACAGUUCGAAGAGGAAGAGGCGGAGCUAAAGGACAUCUGGAACCGAAUCAAUGGCUACAAAACCUGCCAGGGUGUCCACGAGAAGCUGGCCCCCGCUCCUACCACACAGUCAAGAAAGCUCACCCCCCCAGACCAGGACAAGCUCUCCAGGAAACCGGUUAAUGUGUCUACACACAACCUCCUGGUGGCAGAGUUUAAGCUGCCAGCUUCUAUACAGAACCGUCUGGGCUACAACAAAGAGCAGAACCCAGGGCAGGAAAACCUCAUGCAGAGAGAAAAGGCAUCGUGGCAAAGUCCUCCCUUAAAUCAGCAGCAGGGACAACACACAAUACUGACAAACCAGACAGCUCUCAGUCUAGGAACAUCUCCCAGCACAGACUGCCGUAGUACAUCAUGGAAGUCGGAAGAAGCCAUAGGAGAAAAUAAAAUCAACAACAUUAGCUACUCUUCAAUGAAUGAGGAGGUCCAUUCAAUGGAUGGGGUUUUGGAAAUGAUGCAUCACUCAGAGACUGCAGGAAAGGCCACCUGGACCACGUUCCACACCCUGCUGCUGAAAGAGUCGCUGUAUUUUUACCGGCACAAGAAGGACAUUCCGGAGAGCUCAGCACCUGAGCUGACCCUUGACCUCACCGAUGCUGAGUGCAGCACUUGCCCGGAGUGUACAGGGAGAUCAAACUCUUUCUGUCUGAGACUGGGAAAUGGGUCCAGGCACCACCUCAGUGCCUCUUCGCCGUUUUUGAUGAUGAAAUGGAUGCUGAAGAUCCAGGCUAUUUCAGCCGAAGGUCGGAAGAAAACUCAGAAUUCCCUUUCAUCAUUUGCGAAGGACCUCUCCCUCUCCAUGGAAGCCACCCCAAGCAGCCAAACCACGUGCCACUGCAUCCCGGGGACUGACGGCAUUUCCUCUUCCACUAAACACAAUGGAACAUGCAGUGCCAGCGCCGCAGAGUUGGGUGUCAUGGCAAGCGAGAAGCCUCUGAACCCGCAGGGGGAUUGUGGGGACAUGAGGACCACGGCCUCACGUCCAGACCCAGGAAGCACUGACCAGUGCCAUUCCUUGACCGGGGAUUCGAACCCUGGGCCGGCUCACUCCUACCUCUCUUCCAGCCAAGGCUGCCCCGCCAGGUCGUGCCCCUCACAUUGCUUUACCUCAGCCACCUAUCAGAAGAUCACACCUGUUGCCCCUCCCUGUGGGCCGUCUGUGGGCAGUUCCAGCUACUCUGUGACUUUGCUCAUUGGAGAGCAGCCCCCCGAGGCCGCUGGUCCGGGGGCCCAGUCGCUAUGCCCCGCUGGCCAGCGGCAGGAGCCCUCCCUGGACGCCCGUCUCGCGAGGAGCAGCGCGAGUCUUCCGGAGCAACAGGAGUGUCACCAGUAGUGAUAAUGUUGGUGUGGAUUUACCUCACUGGGGACGGCAGUGUUGUCUCAAAGGCUGGCUUGUGUGCCUGGGUGCAGAGCAUAUUGCAGUAGGCCUAUACUUUUUCACUAAACCCAGUGUGGGACCAGUACAGGCAUUUGACAGUACCUUGGGGGCUAUUGCAGCAUACUCAUUCGGAUCAUCAAAUGGAAGAAUCCGUUAUUAAAAAGGGCCAUUGUGUGCAUGAGCUGUGCAACAUACGGCCAAAAGUAUGGACUCCAGCGUGUCAUUUCAUUCCGGAACCAAGGCUAUUAAUAUGAAUUUGUCUCCCCAUUGUUGCUAUAAUAGCUUCUGUUCUUCUGGGACGGCUUUCCAUUAGAUGUUGGAACAUUGCUGGUGGGAUCUGCCGCCAUUCAGGUUGACUAUUGAUGUUGGGUGAUCAGCUCCCUUUCUGUAAGCUUGUCUGGCCAUAAUACUUCGCAACUGAACAUGCUCCCAGACGUUUGGACCUUCUCAGUCACCUCACUUGUGGUUGACCAAGACAGACAUGUGGCAAAGUGACUUGUUGGAAAGACGGAGUCAUAGUGCCAAGUGGAACAUCACUAACAUCUUUUAUCCAACCACCCAUUCUGCUGCUGAUGUAUAUUACAGGAUGUUGCAUGACUGUGUGCUUCAUUAUACAUCUGGAUCAGCAAUGGGUUUGGCUUAAUUAUGCAAUUCCUCUAAUUAAUAGGGGUGUCCACAUACUUUUAGCCAUAAAGUGUAUGCACCAAAAGAUGUUUACCAUUUUCUGAUCAUAUUUAAUAUUUGUCAAAGAUUCACCAAAUACUCUUUGUUAUUGCGUUUCCUCUGCUACGUUUGAAGAUGAUGGUAAAGAAACCAAUUUAUUCAGUAAUAUGUGUUGGUGUGGUGUGUGGUGAUAAUCUUAGAUUCUGUAAUAGAUAAAGGUUACUACAGAAGUUGGGUUGUCUGGUCAGCAACCAGAAAUACACUUUGGAUGUAAUUGCCUUAACUUUGCCUUUUGUGUAUUUAACUGAAAUUCAUAUUCUAACAGGUUUAAAUUCACACAGGUUUGGGUACUUAUGUGGUUGGAAACUGCUUGCCUUGAUUGGGAACCAAAAAAUUUCAUGAAAUAAAAAGUCAACUUUA
Brienomyrus brachyistius is the source of this 7296-nucleotide messenger RNA. RefSeq lists its product as uncharacterized. Gene Ontology annotation, biological process: actin cytoskeleton organization. The record is from RefSeq and is a predicted model, not a curated record. Gene Ontology annotation, molecular function: actin filament binding. The transcript has 30 exons. Bases 1 to 6168 code for a protein of 2055 amino acids. Lineage: Eukaryota; Metazoa; Chordata; Actinopteri; Osteoglossiformes; Mormyridae. Gene Ontology annotation, cellular component: plasma membrane; cortical actin cytoskeleton; cell junction.